UUACCUGCUCGCCGUCGAAUCCGCCACCGCCCCGCCUCCGCCGCUACCUCCACCGCUGCCCAAACUCCUUCCUCCGAAUGUUAGCCUUAUUCGCCUCGAAUCACCCAUCUUUUUUGUGUUUUUGAUGAUUGUUGUUUUUUUUUUUAUUAACAAAAAAAUUUCAGACUUAGAGUUUCAAGUUUUUUUUAGAGAGUUAGAGAGAUAGUGAAUGAGGUAAGAAUGAGCUGGAGAGUUGGAGCUUAGGAUUGAUCUACAAACCCAAAUGAAUGGAAAAGUGAAAAAAAAACCGUAUUUUAUUGUUAGAGGUAAAAUUGGAACUUCAAGUCAAAAUGCGAGCGUUACCCUUUAAAAUGGGAGCGAUGUUUAACAAGAGUGGUAUCAACUUUAUUUGGACGGGACUAAAACAUCAACUUCAACAAGACAACAAUCAUCUGUCAAAAAAAAACUUCAACAAUCAUCGCAAAGCUCACUCAGCACCUGGUACUUGGGGGUUUGUGGCCCCACUGAAUUUGCUCCAACAAACAAAUACUCCAACACCCGCUUACUCUACUUUAACAAAACAUUCAAGGGUCACAUUUCUGCAACAUUAAUUUGCGACAAUAAUGAGGAGAUUCGUUGCUAAAAAUUCUAAGUAUUUGCAAUUUAUCGCAAGAAGUUUUUCUUCUUCUUCAUUGGAAUCUUCUUCUGGGUUAUUUCCUCAAGUUACUCUUCAAACCAUUAAUCCAAAGGUCUUGAAAUGUGAAUUUGCUGUUCGUGGAGCCAUUGUUACACAUGCUAUGAGGUUGCAAGAACAAUUGAAGCAGAAUCCUGGUUCUCUCCCCUUUGAUGAGAUAGUUGUCUGUAAUAUGGGAAAUCCUCAAUCUCUCGGGCAGCAGCCAAUCACAUUUUUCCGAGAGGUUCUUGCACUGUGUGGUCUUCCAAGCUUUUUGGAUAGAAGUGAAGCACAGAAACUCUUCAGUGCUGAUUCAAUCGAGAGAGCUAGGCAGAUCCUGGAUCAGAUACCUGGAAGAACAACUGGUGGAUAUAGUCACACUCAGGGUAUUAAGGGACUACGUGAAACAAUUGCUUAUGGAAUUGAAGAACGUGACGGUUUUCCAUCCAAUGCCAAUGAUAUCUAUUUGACUGAUGGUGCAAGCCCUGGGGUGCAUAUUAUGAUGCAGUUACUUCUGAGGUCCGAGCUAGAUGGAAUCCUUUGCCCUAUUCCGCAUUAUCCUUUGUACUCUGCGUCAAUAGCUCUCCAUGGUGGAACUCUGGUUCCUUACUGCCUUGAUGAAGCAACCGGAUGGGGUUUGGAGAUUUCAGAGAUAAAGAGUCAAUUAGAAGCGGCCAGGUCAAAGGGGGUAACAGUUCGAGCCUUGGUUGUGAUAAACCCUGGCAACCCAACUGGACAGGUUCUUUCUGAGGAAAAUCAGCAGCAAAUUGUUGAGUUAUGCAAGAAAGAAGGCAUUGUGCUUCUGGCAGACGAGGUUUACCAGGAAAAUGUGUAUGUUCCCGACAAGAAGUUUCAAUCGUUUAAGAAAAUUGCACGUUCUAUGGGCUAUCAGGAGAAGGAUAUCCCCUUGGUUUCAUUUCAGGCAGUUUCUGAAGGAUAUUAUGGAGAAUGUGAGAAAAGAGGUGGAUACAUGGAAGUUACAGGAUUUAGUGCCGACAUAGCUGAACAAAUCUAUAAAGUUGCUUCUAUCAAUUCAUGUAAUUCGAAUAUAACUGGUCAGAUUCUCACCAGCCUUGUCAUGAGCCCACCAAAGGUUGGAGAUGAAUCUUAUGAAGUGUAUUCUGCUGAGAAAAAGGGAAUCCUUUCAUCCUUGGCUAGGCGUGCACUGACUCUAGAGGAUGCAUUCAAUAGCUUAGAAGGCGUGACAUGCAACAAAGUAGAGGGAGCCAUGUACUUAUUCCCUCGCAUUCAUCUUCCCCAGAAGGCGAUAAAAGCAGCUGAAUCAGAGCACAUUGCCCCUGAUGCAUUCUAUGCUUUUCGCUUACUAAAAGAGACUGGGAUUGCCGUCAUUCCAGGAACUGGUUUUGGGCAGGUUCCAGGCACUUGGCACAUCAGGUGCACAAUUCUGCUCCAGGAGACUAAGAUCCCGGCCAUUGUAAAGCGUAUAUCGGAUUUCCACAAGAAGUUCAUGGAUGAGUUCCGUGGUUGAACACUUGAACAAAUCUAACAAACCUCUUAUGUUGGAAGAUACUAUGAAUGAUCAUUACUAGUCUAUAAUUUUCAGAACUAGCUGUGACAUGCAUGUGUAAUUGAUGUAUGCAUGUAUGAUGUAUCUAGUAUUCUAGUGAUGGGCAUGAGCCAUUAGCUAACAAUUCAGGAUUGAAUUGUGAAGUCGAGUUCGAUCUCAAAACAUAGCUAGUUCAAAUGUUAAAUGAUUUGAACUCAAAAUCUAGCAUAUUUGACUUGUAAGCUCAUGAACGGUUCGGCCCAAAAAAUUAGUAUUAAAAUUAAAUAA
Molecule: messenger RNA, 2447 nt
Organism: Chenopodium quinoa (quinoa)
Lineage: Eukaryota; Viridiplantae; Streptophyta; Magnoliopsida; Caryophyllales; Amaranthaceae
Product: alanine aminotransferase 2-like
Exons: 15
Coding region: 603-2141 (512 amino acids)
Biological process (GO): biosynthetic process
Molecular function (GO): L-alanine:2-oxoglutarate transaminase activity; pyridoxal phosphate binding
Source: RefSeq, a predicted model, not a curated record